AUGAUAAAUAGGCCGAAUGAAGAAGAGCAAUUGCAGAUGAUUGUGAAAAAUCUCCUUCCUGUAUAUCAAAAGCAGAUGGCAUAUCAAUACUUCCCCUCUUUUAAAGCUCUUAUCUCAACUGGGUCAUUGGUUGAAGACGCCAUAAAGAAGGGAAAGAUCAAGAAGGAACACUUUAACAAUGGCAACUCAUAUAGUUCAAGGUUCGGGGCUAAUAAGAUGAUCACCAAUAAUGAUGCAUCUGCUUCAAAGCCUACCAACAUGAUAUACAACAUUGGGGCAACCUCGGCAUUUCAACUCCGACCCCAAAGACAAUUCACUCCUUUAAAUAUGACAUAUGCCCAGGCAUUCUCCAAACUAAAAAAGGCCAAUCUCAUCCAACCUUUGAUCCCAAGACCUCCACCAAGGAACCCUCCACCAACGUACAGCCCAAACAAACAUUGUGAAUUUCGUCAAGGAGCCGGGCACGACAUUGAAAGUUGUACGGCAUUCAAAAAUCGACUACAAGACUUGAUAGAUGGUGGAAGGUUCUCUGUUGGAACCUUAGCCAACAAACCAAAUAGCACGCAACCCAGCAUCACAAAUAACCCCCUUCCAAAUCACAAACCCCCUACCUCCAUAAAUGCCAUCUCUACCUACACAAAUGAUUUUGACCCAACCCAAUUGAUCACCAGAAAUGAAUUUUGUGAAUGUGAAGCACUAGUGACUGAAAUAGGUAGGUGUCUAGAUAAUGAACUUGCUUCCCAUAGAAUCAUCAAGAUAAGAGGUCACAACUAUACCCUCCGCAAGGAUCCUUUUGCUAUGAUGUGUGGGGCUAUAGAUUACGACAAUGCAUACUUUAUAUUGGACCGUGAGGAAGAUGAAGAUGCUGCAUCUGUAAUGGCUAUUGUUGAAAGAAACACUGGAGCUUAUUUCUCCACUCCAAACAACUAUAGUCACCCUAUAUGCCUUGGUGACUUUAGUGAUGAUGAAGUAGUGGAAGUAUCCCAUUUAACUCGAGCAAGUCGACACUUCAAGCCCUCUUACCUUGAAGAAGAUAAUCCAUUAGACGCUUUACGAAGAAAAGAAAAAGGGAAAGAACUAAUGGUAGAUGAAGUCAACAUAGAAGAUGAUGCUAUCAAGCGAAUGAAGGAGGUCAAUGCUAAUGUUUCUAUAUGGAAGUUGCUUAUGCACUCGCAACCUCAUCAAAGCGCAGUCCUUAAGCAUUUGAAUGAAGCUUCGGUUGACCCCUCUAUUACUCCAGAUCAAAUUGUAGGCCUUAUUCAUGGUGUAGACCAUACUCUCAUGUUCACGGGCGAAGAUCUCCCUGAAGUUUCAAACCAUAAUAAUUCAUUACACAUCACUGUUCGAUGCAAUGGAUGGACAAUACCUAGAGUCCUUGUGGAUAACGGAUCUGCAAUCAAUGUAUGUCCCUAUCGAGUGCUCACUAAGCUUGGUCAUUCAAAAGAUGAUUUGGCACCAUCAAGCCAAGUGGUUCGAGCCUAUGAAAACGCCACCAGAGAAGUUUUGGGUUCCAUCGAAUUACUUAUACAAUAUGGCCCAAUGGCUAGGAAAGUAGACUUCACAGUGGUUGACAUCAAAGCAUGA
Messenger RNA from Chenopodium quinoa (quinoa), 1584 nucleotides. RefSeq lists its product as uncharacterized. The record is from RefSeq and is a predicted model, not a curated record. The transcript has a single exon. NCBI's taxonomy places the organism in Eukaryota, Viridiplantae, Streptophyta, Magnoliopsida, Caryophyllales, Amaranthaceae. The coding region runs from base 1 to 1584 and encodes 527 amino acids.